Hibiscus syriacus is the source of this 927-nucleotide messenger RNA. Its product is annotated as transcription factor bHLH104-like. The transcript has 5 exons. The coding region runs from base 114 to 773 and encodes 219 amino acids. The record is from RefSeq and is a predicted model, not a curated record. Gene Ontology annotation, biological process: regulation of DNA-templated transcription; intracellular iron ion homeostasis. NCBI's taxonomy places the organism in Eukaryota, Viridiplantae, Streptophyta, Magnoliopsida, Malvales, Malvaceae. Gene Ontology annotation, molecular function: protein dimerization activity; DNA-binding transcription factor activity.
AAUUCAAAUUUCCCAUUUUCAUAUAAGCAUUAGUGUUUUCAAGCGACUUUCUCGGGAAAAAAAAACUAAAAGAAAGUAGAAAGCCAAUUAAGUGGGGAAGUGGUGUGAAAGAAAUGGAUUCAAUAGAAGACUGGGAUUUUCUGGAUUUUCAUUUCACCGAUGAAAGUACUUCUCAGGAUUUACUUUUUCACAAUUACAGUAGCGGUAGAGAAAUUGAAUUCUCACCUGGAACUGUUGGGCAUCAAGGAAACGAAUUCGUCGAUGGAGAUUGCACUCGCAAGAGGGGACGCAGUGAAUCUUGCAGCAGGUCAGGUGCAAAGGCAUGCCGCGAGAAAUUGAGACGGGAGAGAUUGAACGAAAGGUUUCUGGAUCUAAGCUCUAUUUUGGAACCUGGGAGACCUUCCAGGACUGACAAAUCGGCGAUUCUUGAUGAUGCCAUCCGAGUUCUGACCCAACUAAGAACUGAGGCUCAGGAGCUCAAAGAAACAAAUGAAAAGCUACUGGAGGAAAUAAAAAGUUUAAAGGCCAAGAAGAAUGAACUCCGAGAAGAUAAGCUUGUACUGAAGGCAAAUAAAGAAAGGAUAGAGCAGCAGCUGAAAACGAUGACCGUUCCACCAACCGGGUAUGUUCCUGCUCAUCUAGCCCCAUAUCAUCCCGGGACAAACAAGAUGGCCAUUUUUCCCAGUUACGGUUUGGUCCCGAUGUGGCAAUAUUUACCUCCAUCGGUACGAGAUACAUCUCAAGAUCACGAGCUUAGGCCCCCUGCAGCAUAGUAUUGUUUUGCUUUGUUUUAUUUCCGAGUAUCCUCUGCGGUUGUGGCCGUGUUUGAUCUGUAAAUAUUUACCUAGUUAUUCUCGAGUAACGUAGGUUAUGCUAUUUUUCCGUUGGUUUGUAUUAUUUCAUGAGAUUAUGGUGAAGAAUUUAUGA